Molecule: messenger RNA, 573 nt
Organism: Fulvia fulva
Lineage: Eukaryota; Fungi; Ascomycota; Dothideomycetes; Mycosphaerellales; Mycosphaerellaceae
Exons: 2
Coding region: 1-573 (190 amino acids)
Source: RefSeq, a predicted model, not a curated record
AUGGCGACAUCCAGUCUCGAGUCCAAUCUGGAGGCUGACGAUCCGAAGGCCUUAUCUGUCUCUCCUCCACCGCCAUCACCAAGCGUUACCAUGCAAUCACAAGGUGAGGCCACGAUGAAAGAGACUCCGAAGAAGCGCAGCCUCCUCGACCUCCCUUCCAGAAUCUGGAGCAAGAUCGGCCACUUCGUCAUCGAUGCCAGUCCAGACUACACAAGAAGCCAGAUCCUGAACACCCACCGCAGAUCCGGAACAGGACGCCGCUACCAGCCUGCCAUCACUCACACCUGUCGAGCCCUGAGACAAGAGCUUCUAGAAUACUUCUUCGCUACCAAGUGCCACAUCGUUUUCGACUUCAAGAGCAAGUACACUGGUGUCGUGGCGGCGGUUCGGGCAUGGCUGCAGGCGAUGAGCUUGGAGACUCGCCGUCUGGUCACAAUGUCCAUCUGCAUGAGCUCGAAGCCAGAGAUGCAGCUUGCGCAUCUGGCGCAGUUGAGGGCUUCUUGGCGGCAGAUGCCGUUCAGAAUGGUGGAUGAGGCAGGUUUCAAUGGUUCACUUGGUCUGGAAUUUGUCUGA